Molecule: messenger RNA, 369 nt
Organism: Armigeres subalbatus
Lineage: Eukaryota; Metazoa; Arthropoda; Insecta; Diptera; Culicidae
Product: histidine-rich glycoprotein-like
Exons: 2
Coding region: 1-369 (122 amino acids)
Source: RefSeq, a predicted model, not a curated record
AUGCAGCACAACGAGGACGAUCAUUAUGACAACUGUAUGGACCACGACCGUGACGACGAACAUGAGCAUGACGACGACGCAAAUGACAUCAUUAUGCAGCACAACGAGGACGAUCAUUAUGACAACUGUAUGGACCACGACCAUGACGACGACGCCAAUGUUCACAACCACAUCAUUGGGCAACACAAACAGGACGACUCACAUGUUCACAAUAAGGACAUCAUUAUGCAGCACAACGAGGACGAUCAUUAUGACAACUGUGUGGACCACGACCGUGACGACGAACAAGAGCAUGACGACGACGCAAAUGUUCAGAACCAGGACAUCAUUGGGCAACACAGACUGGACGACUCAAAUGUUCACAAUUAG